AUGGGGGAAAGGUGUGUAUGUGUGAACAUAAAACGUAUACGGUAUAUCUAUAUCUAUCUAUGGCUGCUGUCCCUUUCAUCCCUCCUCAUAUUUGGUUCCUCAGCAUCAGCGGUCGCCGAGGAGGCGCCGGUGGGGGAGCGAAGCGCCCGUGUAGACGGGCCUGGGCCUAGGCUGAAGCGCCUGCGCGCCCCUCCGAGCGGCGGGGGGCGCUGGGGGCCGGCCCGGGGCGGGUUCUCCGGGCGGAGACAGGGCGAGGUGCGUAGGUCGCCACGUCGGCAGGCGCCGAAGGAGCAGCUUCCACAGCAACGCGAGGGGAGCCCGAGUUCGCUCCGCGGUGGGGGAAGAAGCUGCUGCUGCUGCCGCCGCCGGAGAGGAGAGGGGCGAGCGGAAGAUCCCUCGGCCAGGCGGAGCCCCGAGCUGGCAGGACGGAGGUGAGCCCGAGACGCGGCCUAGUCAGCCGCGGAAAGAGGGAGGCGAGGAGGGCUGGGCAAAAGCAUCUCCCCCCCCCCUCUAUGGGAGAAAAGAGGGGCGCGACCCCCUCCACCUCGCCCUACCCUUAAGGGGUCUCCCGUCGCCCUCCACCCGUGGACUCUGGGGAAGGGGGGACAAGGCAGGAGGGAAAUGGGGGGCACAGAAUGACACCCCCCAAGGGUGGCUUUGGGAGGGGAGCUCGAAACUGAAUGGCAGGGUGUAGACAAAUGGCCAGAGGGAACCAGCUUUGAAUAAGGACGCCCUCUUUUCCUCUGCUCCCAAAACUACAGCUUUUCGGGGUACGCGAGGAAAACGGGGGGGGGGCCUCGGAGGAGCAGUCUGGAAAAUAAAAGAAUGUCCGUUUCGUUCCAAAAUAAACAAAUGCAGUUGAGUUUUUGCCUUGGAACGGUUGCUCUUCUUUCCUGCUCUGGAUAAACGGUUUACAGGGCAGCCCCCCACCCUCCAAAACCGUGUUUUCUCCGAAUUAAGUCCCGCUGUGUUCAGUGGAGCUGACUCCCCAGGUAAGCGUGCACGGAAUAGCAGCAGCCUUAAAAGCUGACCUCCUAAAAUGGCCAGAUGUAGGUCGUCGUGGAGCAGGAGAACUUGUGAUGCGUUUUGUGUGAGAGGGGAAUCUGUGCAAGUAUCAGAAGCUCCCAAGCUUGUCUUUGCUUAUAGACAUUUGCCAUAUAUGAUGUCCACCAGCCUUCCCUAGAGAGCCUGUUUGUGCAGUUCUGUUUACAGCUUGAAUGGAGCGCUGGGGGAGGGGGAUUUGAGGAAAGGCAUUAAUUCACAGUAGAAUUUGCUUCUGAGUGCAGAUGGCAUGAGAAUCUGUAAAUGGAGGAGGGGGUGGUGAUGCGUUGGUUGUGGCAGGGGGAGAGAAGGCGGGGGUUUCCUGCCAGUGCUGUUCUGGCAGGAGACUUUGAGCACCUUCUCUAUUAGAAAGGAGCACCGUGUUCAACGUGGAAGAGCCCUUUAGAGGGCGGGCAAAAGAAUCCAGGCAGCAGCACGUCAACAGCUGCAUGGUUCCAGGUUACAUCUCUCUCUCUCUCCUGCCACGUCACUGCUGUGAUAUAGAUCCGUGAUUUUUUUCCUUGUGUCUUCAGGGUUCCCAUUUAAAGCUUUUUGCAGCAGAAAGUAGUAAUGCUCCCAAUCUGCCAUUUACAGGCCUGUUCUCAGCUUGUUUUUCUGCUUCUUUCUCUCCCAAGACUCCUUUGACUUGAUGUACCUAAUGCUAUUCCUGAAAGUUUCUGCUCCAUAAACCUUUAGUGCUAAAUGCCUGGCCAGGCUUAUUAAACUGUCUGACCAUUCAUGCAAGGCUCCGUUUGUGCGAGUCCCAGACCUAGAGAAGAUUGAUAGGGGACAUGAUCUUCAAAUAUCUGAAGGGCUGUCCCAUAGACUGGAAAACAAAGAUUUGACCUGCCUUCAGGGACAGCGUAGCACAAGCUCUAAUUGGCUUAAGUUACUGGAAGGUAGAUUUUGGUGGAAAAUUAGAGGAAACUUAAUGGUGUUAAGAGUGGUUUCACAAUGAAACAAAUUACUCAGAAACAUGAUGGACUCCCUUUCUUUGGAACUAUUCAAGCCCUCUAGACAGCCAUUUGCUAAGGAUUCUCUGAUGGUGGAUUUCCUGCAUGAAGCAGGUAUUUGGACUAGAUAGCCUACAAUACCACAUCUUACUCUAUGAUUAUCUCACUAUCUAGAUAAUGCCCUUAGAAUCAUAGAAUUGUAGAGUCGGGUUGCACCCUGAGGGUCAGCUAACCCAACCCCUGCAAUGCAAGAAUCUCAACACACAAUCCUUCAUCCAGUUUGAAACCAUACUGGACCCUGCUUAGUUUGCAAGUGUGCUAGCAAUUACAGUGGUGCCUCGCAAGACGAAAUUAAUUCGUUCCGCAAGUCUCUUCGUCUUGCGAGUUUUUCGUCUUGCGAUGCACGGUUUCCCAUAGGAAUGCAUUGAAAAUCAAUUAAUGCGUUCCUAGGGAAACCGCCUUCAGACCAGGUCCGGGGACAGUCUGUCCCCGGACCUCUUCUGAAGGCUGGGGGGAGCAAGGGCUUUUCUUCCCACCCCAGCAUUUUAAAAACCCGGGACAGCGGAGGACUUCUCCGCUGUCCGGGCGAUCUUAAAAUGCUGGCGGGCGGCAUUUUAAAAUCACCCGGGACAGCGGAGGACUUCUCCGCUGUCCGGGGCAAUUAAAGCCCCUGGGAAGGCAGGCAGAGGGGACAAAGACUUUGCCCCCGCCAGCCUUCAGAAGAGGUCCUGGACCUCUUCUGAAGGCGGCGGGGCGAAGUCUUGCUCCCCGCCUUCAAAGCCCUCCGGGACAGGCAGGCAGGGGAGCAAAGACUUCGCCCCCGCCCGCCUUCAGAAGGUCUUCCCUCCCCCCGCCCGGCCCGGAGCACCGUUCCGAGCCGGGCGGCGGCGGAGGUCUUCCCUCCCCCGCCCGGCCCGGGCACCGUUCUGAAGCCGGGCGGCGGCGGAGGUGUUCCCUCCCCCCGCCCGGCCCGGGCACCGUUCCGAGCCGGGCGGCGGGGAGGUCUUCCCUCCCCCGCCCGGCCGGAGCACCGUUCCGAGGCCGGGCGGCGGAGAGGUCUUCCCUCCCCCGCCCGGCCCGGGCACCGUUCCGAAGCCGGGCGGCGAGGAGGUCUUCCCUCCCCCGCCCGGCUCGGGCACCGUUCCGAGCCGGGCGGCGGCGGGAGGUGUUCCCUCCCCCGCCCGGCCGGAGCACCGUUCCGAGCCGGGCGGCGGCGGGUCUUCCCUCCCACCGCCCGGCCGGAGCACCGUUCCGAGCCGGGCGGCGAGAGGUCUUCCCUCCCCACCGCCCGGCCGGAGCACCGUUCCGAGCCGGGCGGCGAGGAGGUCUCCCUCCCCCGCCCGGCUCGGAGCACCGUUCCCGAAGCCGGGCGGCGGCGGCAGGUGUUCCCUCCCCGCCCGGCUCGGAGGAGCCUUCCGAGCCCGGCGGCGGCGGGAGGAGGUGUCCCGCCCCGCCGCCAGGCUUCGGAGGAGGUCCGAGGACAGUGGGGAAGACGCGCUGCGCUUCCCCGCUGUCCCUGAGAUUUCCUAUGGGCUGUCGUCUUGCGAAGCAAGCCCAUAGGAAAUUCGCUUCUGAAGCGCCUCCAAAACGGAAAACCCUUUCGUCUAGCGGGUUUUCCGUCUUGCGAGGCGUUCGUCUUGCGGGGUACCACUGUAUAUGUCUGCACCACUAGGAGAUGCUUACUUCAGCUUUUGCUGUUCUAAACCCAGAAUAGAUAAGCUUUAUUCUCCAGAAGGGUGUGGGAUAUAGAGCGGCUGGAAGUGCAUUCUGUUGCUCAACACCCCACACAGUGCUUUAUUAUAAAGUCUGAGUAACUAUUAGCCAAAGUGUUUCUUUGGGGGGAAGUGAGUAGAACUAUGGAAAUUUUUAAUAAUACAUGUAAUUUGUUUGGGUAGAAUUCAGUGGAGAAUUGAGGUGGUGGUGAUUUGGCCAGCAGAUUCUCCAGUUAGCAAUAAUUGCUAAACCACAUUCUUCUAGACAGUUGCUAUUUUCAGGUGCGAUUCAGUCACAUAACAUUCAGGUUGCACAAUUAUAGUUGAUUUGACUUUCUUGCCUAACAAUCCCACUUAUUCAACUUUUUGUGACAACGGAAGUGACGGGAAAACCACAGUUCUCUCCCCCCCCCCAUUUGCUUUUCUUCCAUUCCUUCUUUUCUGGGACACUAAAGUACAUAAUACACUUCAAUGGUUAUACAACCUCCCUUUUCUCUUGAUUUUCCAGGCAUGUGGGGAGGCUGAGUACUACUAACUGAACUGCCUGUGCUUCCUCAUAGUUAAGCAGCUUGAUAGAUGCCCACAGAGAUAGAGUGUAGGAACUCGUUUAUUAAAACAGUACAUUUUAAAUUAUGGCUAAAUGGAAAACUUGCUCUGAGGCAUCCUGAGUCGCCUUUCUUAGAUGUUCAAAGCUUUGCAUUAAUUAUAAUUCUUUAAAAACCACAUAAAUAACUUGCAUUUCUUCAGGCCAUUGUGUGUUGCAGCUGAGAUUUAAUUGACAUUCUGAGAAGUCUAUUGUACAGUAUAUAAAUGUUAAUAAGCAUGUUACUUUCCUAGGUUUUCAUAUAGGAAACCACAGUAGGACUUUUGAAUACAGAAACAGUUGGUAAGUCUUGGUUUCUAUAUCUAUUUAGAUUUAUGUAAUUGUAGGUCUACCGUAAGGAGACACUGAGAAACCUAAAUGGGGGCAGAGGGGAUUAAGAGAGUAUUUGCCAAUGACAGAUGCCACCUAACUUUGCAGAAAAGCAUUGGAGACAGGGGUGAUUCUGACCUUGCUUCUGCAUUUGCCACCACCAGCCCCCAAAAAAUGGCCUGCUGCAAGGUUGCAAAUGUGCACUUCUCUCAGCUGUUGGAUAAUAUCCCAUCAGUAUAGGAAACUGCAAAGGCAGAAGAGUAAAGCUGUGUGGGAAGUCGAGGGAGGAAGGCAAAGGCAGGGAAUGUUCAUAAAGGUGCAAGUCCAUUCCAAACUUUGACAUAGAAUUAAUGUUAUGCAUUUUCGUGUAGAAUAUGGUCUUGUAUUUAGCUGAAUAUUUGCAGGGAGGCAGUUUGCAGUGUAGUGAUAAUACAUCAAUCCUGAUUUCUUAAUUUAUUUCGGAAUACUCUACUAAUUAACCCGGUCAAAAUAGUUUGCUAUGCAUGUUGUUGUGUUCACCUUACCUGUAAAUAUGAAGAAAAGUACCCUACUGCAAACAUUUAAGAUACUGAAAAAUCGCUCAUAAAACAAUAAUCUGGCCAGUUUGCUCACUUGUUUUACAUGGUUGUUGUAUAAACCAUAUACUGUGGAUGGGGAAAGGAACUGAGGGUGGCUUGCCUCAGGUUGCAUCUGGUGUAGGGAUGAGGCUCUCCAGAUGUUGCUGGACUACAACUCCCAACUCCCAUCAUUGGCUACACUGGCAGGGCUCACGGGAGAGUGGAUUCUAACAUCUGGACGGCUGCAGAUUCCCCACCCCAGACCUUUUGUCAUGGCAGAGGCAAGAUUUGAACCAGGAACUCUCUGGCUCACAGCUUGGGCUCUUAGCCUAUACACUAUACAAACGGAGGACCUAUUUACACACUUUUACUAUAUCGAUAUUGUGGAAAUUGUUUUCAGUAAAAUAACUGAGAGACAGAUUUUGUAUGGGAUACCACUUCAUGUCAGAAAUGCCAUUAAUCUGCUUUUAUACUAUCAAACAUGAUGGAUGGACACACAUCUACUUAUGGUGAAAAUCCCAGUAGAUGGCAGAGUUCCCUGACAAAAUGGGCUUAUGCACAUUUGUUGCAUAUGGUGAUGUGUAGAUAGGCAACAUGCAGCUUUCUACACAGGAAGGGCCAUGAAGGACACAUGUGCAGCAGCUCCAAAAUGUUUAUAUUUUAAGCUUUUGGUGCAACCUUCCACCUUGUGCCUAUACACUGAUAGAAACUUGGAUGAUUGCAGGAGCCUUGACUCUUUUAGUAUAUGGUUCAUUUGGCACCCCCAGAAUAAGUAUCAAUCUACAAAAAAAAUUGUGUGUGUUUUUUUUACAGUUUAGCACCUGUCAUUUCAGUUGAAAUCUGAAGUUGCAUAAUAACAGCAAGGGCACACAUAUUUAUGUGUAUCAUCCAUUAAAAUUCUUGUCUUCCUCCUUUGGGUGGUUCUCAAAGAUAUGGAUACCUGUUUGUUAAACAUAUACGAUUUAAAGAUUAGCCAGUGAAGUGUUGCCUCACUUGAAAAAGAAUGUCUUGGACAUUUUUUUUAUAAGGACACACCAACCUUUCUUUUACUUCUGGAAAUUUCUUAUAUUAUUAAUCUCACUGGAUACAUGCUGUUUUUGUUUCUGUUUAUUUGACCAGUGUUUAUAAUUGUAGACUGCUGUUUAAUAAUAAGGGGAAACAAGGAGAGAACUUGUGCUGGUCAUCUUGA
Messenger RNA from Podarcis lilfordi (Lilford's wall lizard), 6365 nucleotides. The record is from the annotation of a GenBank genome assembly. Lineage: Eukaryota; Metazoa; Chordata; Lepidosauria; Squamata; Lacertidae.